This is a messenger RNA of Suillus clintonianus, 3088 nucleotides long. RefSeq lists its product as uncharacterized. The record is from RefSeq and is a predicted model, not a curated record. The transcript is spliced from 3 exons. Lineage: Eukaryota; Fungi; Basidiomycota; Agaricomycetes; Boletales; Suillaceae. Gene Ontology annotation, molecular function: protein dimerization activity. The coding region runs from base 55 to 2925 and encodes 956 amino acids.
GCAUUGCCUAACGUUGCCCCCUGCGGUUAGUCUUUUGCUCUCCCACUGGCAGCAAUGGACGGCGAACUUCACGUCAACGACGUUUCAAACGAUGAGCUCGGCCUGGAUAUAUCUGACCAGCUCACCAUGCUCUUAAAUAAUCUAUCCGAUUCAGAAACAUCCUCCUCUCAAGCGUCAUCUCCCCCAGACUGGUCUCAGCUUUCCUCCCUCUGGCCGCAGCAGCCCUUAGACUUGAGUUCUGGCCAGAACUCAAAAUUUCCUGAUCUUGGCGGUUCUUUUGACUUCUCUUUCCCCAUGGACCUUGACCUCAAUGCUGCAUUGUCCAUGGCCGUCGACCCAAGUACAUUGCACUAUCACAACGCGUCUCCACAGACUAUGUUUGACAUGAACUCUCUUCAUGUCCAGCCCCAGAAUCUACUUUCCUCUUUUCCUUUCACUUUUUCAUCACCUACUCUCAGUUCUGCCUCAGCUUCUUCCAGCUCGGCUGAUGAGAAAUCACCCCGGAUGAGCAUCUCAUCCGGUUCGUCUGUGUCUCCGGUCAUGGUACCGAUUAGCUCGGGCACAGACCCCUUCUCUGGAGUGAUUAUGCAGGCAAAAUUGCCCAUACCCCGCCUUAUAUCAUCUAUUCCGGCACUGCCUUCCUCCAAACCACCAAAACACAAGCAGGACCCUCAACCUUACCUCUCGUCUUCGGUGUCUUCCUCUCCUUCUCCCGGUCCGACUACUCCUACUUCUGACUCUGGAUCAUCCACACAUAACGUUCAGAUCGCAGGCGCUGCUGUCAUUAGUCGCCCAAAGACUAGUCACACCACCAUCGAGCGCCGUUACCGCACGAAUCUCAACGCACGCAUCCAGAGCCUCAAAGCCGCUGUACCUGCUCUUCGCGUUUUAGACCAAAAUACUACGCAAGAGGGUGAUACCGUAGAUGAACGUGGGUACAUUGACGGUGUCAAAGUCGCAAGAAAAGGAAGUAAGGCCAAUGUACUCGGAAAGGCAGUCGAAUACAUCCGCGUCUUGAAAAGGCGUGAGAUUAGACUGAGACGUGAGCAAGAAGGACUACGUACUCUUAUCCUUGGAAUUCCCGGCGCUGAGCCUUUGCUCGCUGAAUGGGAUCAUGAAUGGGCCAAGAAAUUUGGAGGCCCAGAGCGUGAUGAAAUCGACAACGAUGCUGAAGCCUACGAAGGAAGUGACGACGAAGAAGGCGAUGGCGAAGACGAGGGUGAUGACUCUGAGCGCGCCCGAAAGAAGCCCAAGUUAACAAAGGCACCUGCGGCCAAGAAGGAUAAACAGCCCACCGUUUCUGUUGCGGCUGUUGCACCCACACCCAUCGCCGAGGGUAUCCCCGGAGCAGUACCGGAGAAGCGCAAGCGAGGUCGACCUCGUAAGAUUCAACCUGGCGCUCCACCUCCAAUUGCCCCUGCCGCACCCAUCUUGCUCAGCGAUCCUGUUAGUGCGCCCUUGCAGGGCGAUGUGACUAUGCAGGCACAGCCCCAGCAGUACCUUCUUGCUGUCUUUGCGCUAUUCUCGUUUUUCAACUCUCCCUUCACCUCGACGGGUGCUUCGCAUCCUCAUACGCACCAUGGUUCGGUGCUUUCUCACGUCACCGAUCCUACUCCUGUCGCUGCUGCUACGUCGUGGUCGUGGAGCAGUGCCGUGCAAGCCAUCCACCUGUUCGCAUCUGUUCUGGUCCUCUUCACAAUCAUCGUUCCUUGGAUACCUCUGCCAGGACAUGUUCAACGUGCCAAGAUCAUGCGCCUCAUACCAUUUAGUUAUCUAAUUUACAGUCGAGCAGCACUCACAACUCACGAGGGGGCGGAGCCCCUUUCCCCCCCUCUCUCCCCUGAUGUCAGUGACUUUGAGUCAGACGGGGAUUCGACAGCCACGGAGACAACCACCCGUCAAGAGCAUGGUCCAUUGCCAGAUGCCCUUGCUCAAAGCGGUUCCCACGAUGAACGUGAAGCUCUCAUUGACGCACUCAGAUUGAGUACCGCACUUGGAGCAGUUCGAAACGUUUUCGUCAAGCGUAUGGUGAACGAGGGCUCCGACUCUGAACUUGAACGCAGGGCGUGGGUUCGCCUGGCCGAGCUCAUUGCUCUUCACCCAGCCUCAGCUCCAGCACUUCUGCGUCUUCAGGUGUAUUUGCGUCUCUCGUCCUUGCUAGGCCCAUCUAGCAAAACACAACACCCAAGUGAUCUGGUGACAUUGGCGCUCCUUGCUCAUUCCCUUCCACUAUUCUACGUAAAGAAGCGUUCGCAAAGGCUAUGGAACCGUGCGCGUGUCGGGCUGGUCCGCCCUUACGAGCGGCUAGUGCUGGAGACGCUCUCCCUCGAAGAAGCCGUCCAGACGCUCGCGUCAACGCCUUCCACAACAUCUCUGACACCACUCGGUGCCCUUGCCACAACUCUCCUCCGCCAACGUCUUCGUUCCCACACCUCAGAACUCUUCGUGCAAACCGUCUCCCAUUCGCACGGUGGUGCACCCUCCCAACCUCAUGACGCAGCACAAGAAGCCCAAUGGCACGAGACCAUAAAUGCAGGUCGCAGCCUAGGCGGCACCAUCAGCACAAUCUCCGACUCCUUCGCCAAAGUAUGGGAGAGUGGGGUGUUGAACGUAAAAGACCUAGUCGUGGAUGACGAAGACAUCAAAACUGUUCUCAACACCAUCGUUUUAUUCCGACGGAUCUUCCCAUCUCGGAUUCUGUGCUGCGAUACCGCUAAUAACGAGGUGUCGUUCAUACUGUCCCCCCCGCCUAGUCCGCCUGCUAGGGGGCCGCAGAAGGAGGUGGUGAUGCAGUUGCGUCGGGCACUGGGGUCGAGCGUGUUUGAAGAGCAGAGCGAGGAUCGGGAUGAGUUGGAGGACUCGCGUGAUCGUGCAGUGGACAUGCUUGUAGAGUAUGAGAGACGGGGGAGGAGUCGUUUGAUUUGAUGGUACUUUAUGAGAUAGAGAUUUUACAAUAUAUUAGUAUUUACCCGCCUGUCGUCGGUUGUAUUGAUUGUAUCACAGACUUUUUGAUUAGACUGUCGUUUGGAAGUAACCAACGCGUUGCAUUCGCGGGAAGCCACGGGAUCACAUAUAUAGAAGAUCAAAC